Molecule: messenger RNA, 1086 nt
Organism: Hibiscus syriacus
Lineage: Eukaryota; Viridiplantae; Streptophyta; Magnoliopsida; Malvales; Malvaceae
Product: ethylene-responsive transcription factor TINY-like
Exons: 1
Coding region: 154-894 (246 amino acids)
Biological process (GO): regulation of DNA-templated transcription
Molecular function (GO): DNA-binding transcription factor activity; DNA binding
Source: RefSeq, a predicted model, not a curated record
AAUAGUAGCUAAUAUCAACUCUCUUAGUCUUCUCUUUAAGUGAUUAAUUUUUCUCUUUCUAAUAGCCCACACACUCUUCAUUCAAUAACAUUACCUCAACAUUUCCCUUUGCAUAGUGGGAAAAAAACAGCUGGUUAAAGAAGAAAGCCUAGAAUGGCUGAGCCGCAACAUUCAGAGACGGAGAGCAGCUCGAAUUCGACCUCGUCGCUGCCUUUAUCACCGUCGUCUCCUAGUUUGACUCACUCGACCGAGACCGUAGUGUUGGACGGUAACAAAAGGAUGAAGAGAGUGAGGGAUUCGAACAAGCACAGCGUUUACCGCGGCGUCCGGAUGCGGAGCUGGGGGAAAUGGGUGUCCGAAAUCCGGGAGCCACGUAAAAAGUCCCGCAUUUGGCUCGGCACUUUCCCUACGCCGGAAAUGGCGGCCCGUGCACACGAUGUAGCCGCGUUAAGCAUCAAAGGCAACUCAGCUAUCCUCAACUUCCCCGCACUCUCUGACUCGUUACCUCGACCCGUGUCUUUGGCACCACGCGACGUCCAAGCCGCGGCAGCGAAAGCUGCCCAGAUGGACAAAUUCGACUCGCCAUCACCAUCUUCCACUUCAACACUGUCAUCUUUUUCGUCACUAUCGUCUUUGGUUUCCCAGAUGGAAGACUUAUCUUCAGGGUCGGACGAGUUAAGCGAGAUAGUCGAGUUGCCAAGCCUCGGGACGAGUUACGACUCCCUCGAGUUGAAAAACGAGUUCGUUUUCCUGGACUCAGUGGAUGGUUGGUUUUACCCUCCACCAUGGCUGCAUAAUAUGGAAGACUGUGGGUAUGCUUGUGAUCAAUUACUAGCUCCAGAAAGUAUUUUACAACAUAGUUUUGAAGAAGAAGGUUUGCUGUGGGAUUAUUAGUGUUCUUUUCUUCUUUUCUUCUGAUUGUGAUUUGUGACAGAGUGUGAAUAUUUUUCUUUUCUGGUUUUAAGCCUUUUUGCUUUUUCUUUGAAGGGCUAAACCUCUCUCUCUCUCUCUCUCUCUCCAUGGAUCGAUCCCUGUAUAGUGUUUAUAAUGGGAAGAAGAAGAUGAAAAAUAUAAUAAAUUCCUUCC